This is a messenger RNA of Pipistrellus nathusii (Nathusius's pipistrelle), 408 nucleotides long. Lineage: Eukaryota; Metazoa; Chordata; Mammalia; Chiroptera; Vespertilionidae. The record is from the annotation of a GenBank genome assembly.
AUGAAUAACUAUCUGGAGCCGGUGUCGUUCAAGGACGUGGCCGUGGCCUUCACCCAGGAGGAGUGGCAGCAGCUGGGCCCGGAGCAGAAGACCACCUACAGGGACGUGAUGCUGGAGAACUACAGCCACCUCGUCUCCGUGGGCUGUCACCUCGUCAAACCGGACGUCAUCACCAAGCUGGAGCAAGGAGAGGAGCCCUGGAGAGGAGUCGGGGAAGUCCCACCUCAUGGUUGCCCAGAAGUCUGGAAAGUUGACCUGAUAGACAGAGUCAAGGAAAUUGAAGACAGACAUUCCAGGCAAACUCUAUCCAUCAACAACAAAACUCUAAUUGAAGAGAGAGGUGAUGUUCUUGCGAUAUCUGCAUCACAGAUAAAUUGCUUUCCUUUCCUUGAAUCUAAAGUCUUAUGA